Myxocyprinus asiaticus (Chinese sucker) is the source of this 999-nucleotide messenger RNA. Its product is annotated as trace amine-associated receptor 13c-like. Gene Ontology annotation, molecular function: trace-amine receptor activity. The transcript has a single exon. The record is from RefSeq and is a predicted model, not a curated record. Gene Ontology annotation, cellular component: membrane. Gene Ontology annotation, biological process: G protein-coupled receptor signaling pathway. NCBI's taxonomy places the organism in Eukaryota, Metazoa, Chordata, Actinopteri, Cypriniformes, Catostomidae. The coding region runs from base 1 to 999 and encodes 332 amino acids.
AUGUCUAACUGGGGAGUGACAGACGCAUAUAAUCAAACAAUCCAAUACUGCUUUCCAAACAACAAUUUUUCAUGUACCAAAAAUACCAAGCCUGGAGCUGAGUACAUUAUUGUGUACAUUUUCAUUUCUGCUGUGUCCAUGUUCACUGUGUUUCUAAACUUGCUGGUGAUCAUCUCUAUCUCUCAUUUCAAGCAGCUCCACACUCCUACCAAUGCGUUGAUCUUGUCUCUGGCAGUGGCUGAUCUGAUUGUGGGACUGAUUCUUACGCCAGUACAGGGCAUCAAAUUAAUUGAGCCAUGCUGGUACUUUGGAGAAAUAUUUUGCUCAAUAUUUCCUCUGAUUUUCUAUGUAGUUAUCACAGCAUCUCUUGGUAAUUUGAUUAUUAUAUCUGUGGAUCGUUACAUUGCUGUGCAUGACCCUUUGCGAUAUCCAACGAGGGUCAAUAAUAACAGAGCUGUUUUAUCUAUUGUUGUGAACUGGUUGUUUUCCUGCAUAUAUUCUUUUAUUAUCUUAUAUGAUUCCUUAUUCUAUCUAGAGGGAAAACACACAUGUAUUGGAGAAUGUCAACUUUUUAUUAAGUUGGGAUAUAUAAUAACAGAUGUCUUUGUUACUUUAGUGACACCUUGUUGUGUAAUUGUUUCUUUAUAUCUGAAAAUCUGCUUUGUGGCAAAACAUCAAGCUAAACAUUUAAAUUCAGUCACAGACAAAAAGGCUAGAUCAGAAAAAAAGGCUGCAAGAACCUUAGGGGUUGUGGUAAUAGUUUAUCUUCUUUGUUGGAUACCGUAUUAUAUAGCUGCUCUUACUCUUGGUCAAGACUCAGGUGAUUCUCUUGUAAUUAAUAUCAUGUAUUGGAUUGUAUGCAUGAAUUCCUGCAUGAAUCCACUCAUCUAUGCAAUGUUUUAUCGAUGGUUCAGAAUAUCAGCAAAAUACAUUUUGACUCUGAAAAUAUUUGAACCUUCAUCAGAAUACUUUAAUCUGUUUCCAGAAGAGAAAUUAUGA